Molecule: messenger RNA, 441 nt
Organism: Monoraphidium neglectum
Lineage: Eukaryota; Viridiplantae; Chlorophyta; Chlorophyceae; Sphaeropleales; Selenastraceae
Product: HD domain-containing protein 2
Exons: 5
Coding region: 1-441 (146 amino acids)
Cellular component (GO): cytoplasm
Molecular function (GO): 5'-deoxynucleotidase activity
Source: RefSeq, a predicted model, not a curated record
AUGUACCGCAUGGGGAUGAUGUCACUCAUCCUGGGUGACGGCGGCGCCGUCGGCGUCGACACCGUCAGGUGCAUCAAGAUGGCGCUCGUGCAUGACGUGGCUGAGUCACUGGUCGGUGACAUCACCCCCCACUGCGGCGUGAGCGAUGCGGACAAGCAUGCGAUGGAGGCGGAGGCGGUGGGCCGCAUUCAGGAGAUGCUCGGGCGCGAGACGCAGGCGGCCGGGGAGGUCGCCGAGCUGUGGCGCGAGUACGAGGCGCAGUCCAGCCGUGAGGCGCACCUGGUCAAGGACUUCGACAAACUGGAGAUGAUCGUGCAGGCCCACGAGUAUGAGCAGGCGCAGGGGCUGGAGCUGCAGCAGUUUUUCGAUUCAACUGCCGGCAAGUUCAAGACAGAAACGGGGGUCAUUGGAAUCAAGGCUGAGGGCAGCAGCAGGCGCUGA